Messenger RNA from Pelagomonas calceolata, 1082 nucleotides. The record is from the annotation of a GenBank genome assembly. NCBI's taxonomy places the organism in Eukaryota, Pelagophyceae, Pelagomonadales, Pelagomonadaceae.
CCAGUUUUGGGCCUCCAGGCAUCGCAGCGCUGCUCCAAGUGUUGGAUUUUACGGCCCCAGGUGAUAUCGUCAUCGCUGCGCUUCAGUGCACUCGCAGCGAACCAGCCGCAAGCUGCAGACUGUGCGGGAGAGCAGGAGUGCUCUCCGCGCUGCCAGCAGCACCACACGACUGCGACAGAGACACGCAGCCAUGCAGCGCCUGCUCCUCGCCUCACUCGUGGCCGCAGCCGCCGCCGCGGCGCCGCGACGCGUCGCCGUGACGGGCGCCGGCGGCCAGACGGGCCAGCUCGCGUUCCGGCGCAUGUUAGCGAGACGCGACGAGUUCGACCCGAUAGGAAUAGUACGAAACGCGCAAAGGCGGGACGAGCUCGUCGAGAAGGGAGUGCCAGCGGACAACGUGCGCGUCGCCGACGUGACUGAUGCACAAGCGAUCCUCGAAGCGCUCGAGGGCUGCGAAGCGUUGCUCAUCGGCUCGUCGGCGAAAGUCGCGACGCUCGAGUUCGACACUGGUGUGAUUGACCCGGCGACGGGCCGGCCCAAGCUCGGCUUCCCGAAGGGCCAGCCCUAUGAAGUGGACUGGCUCGGCCAGAGGAAUCAGAUUGACGCCGCGAAAAAGUGUGGUUGUACCCAUGUCGUGAUCUGCUCGAGCAUGGGCGGGACAAAUCCUGAUCACAUGCUCAACGGCUUGGGGCGGGACGACGGCGACCCUGCGACAAAAGGGAACAUCCUCCAGUGGAAACGGAAAGCUGAGCAAUAUUUGAUUGAGAGCGGGCUCACGUACACGAUCAUUCAUCCGGGCGGCCUGGUGGACAAGCCGGGCGGCUGCCGCGAAUUAGUCGUAGGUGUCGACGACGUCAUGGUCGACGGCGAGGGGACGAACACGAUUCCUAGGGACGACGUCGCCGAGACCAUGGUCCAGGCCCUGCGCCACGAGGCGUUCCGGAACCGGUCCUUCGACCUGCGGUCGAAGCUCGAGGGCGACGGCGACCCGACGUCCGACUUUGCGCGGCUCCUGGCGCCGCUCGGGGGGCGCGACUGCGACUACUCGCUGGGGAAGAUUCCGGACGAUUAAUAAUAGUGUG